ACCGCAUUGUGCACGGAGUCGACGCAUUGGGGGCGGCGCGACGCCGCACCACUGCGCAACGCAUCGUAGACCGCCGCAUCGCAUCGACGUACGUCGCCGCAUAACAUGUGUUCCUGUUGUGGGGAAAAUGUAACCCUACGCGUUUCGAAUUAUCCUUAAUAUAUGUUUAUAUCCUUAAUAAUGCUCUUUGUGCGCCGCCUGCCUGGCUUUUUCUACUAUCACAGAUUCACCAUCGUCUCGUGUCUGUUCGUCCUGCUAACACUAUUUUAUUUCCUGAUCCGCUGGAACUUUAUCUGCACAAACGCGCAAGCAUGGAUGCACGUCAAACGCAUGUGCGAACUCUAUGCUGCUGGCAGAGCGAUUGGUUCGGUUUGUGCCCCGUUGUGUACAAACGACGCGAUAAAUAACAUCAACUGUCACUCAUUUCGCUCAACCAAAGAGGCGGUAUUCAGUGGAGAAUGGCACAAAACACGCUUGGUCUUCAAAACCGCAGCAUCAGAGGUGCAUGAUCUGCAUUGGCAUGAUAAUGGCGUCGUGAAAUAUCCCACCGAAGCGGAAUUCCUGUCAACUGUUCGCGCCAUAGUCCGAAACAAAUUCAAUAUCACGAUUUCAAAGGAUACCGCACAACGUCUCAGUCGUUUGAAGCCAAUGUAUAUUGAAACAGACGUUAAGAAACGCCAGCAGGAAUUGGAAAACAUUUGGAUGUUAAUCCAGGAUAACGAAUAUCUGUUAUCAGCCAUUUUUUCAGAGCGCGACAUCUUCCCGCAAUUGCUAGGCACCUGUGGUCCAUAUUUUGCUGUGGAAUACCUCGAACCCAUUCAAGGACUCUCUUCGUUUCUAACAUUUGAAGAAAACAAAGAAGAAUGGGCCAUCCGAUUACGCACAGCAAUCCAAAUCGUGGAAUUGAUAGAAGAAUUAGAGAACAGUUUUCAGGAACCAUUCCACCUGUGUGACAUCAAACUAGAACACUUCGGCGUUGUCAAAGAAGGUUCCCGAAUGAAAUUCAUCGAUUUGGUGGGCGUCUUUCCAAGAUCAGCAAUAAACAGCAUAAUCAAAGAACUGAACGCGUGUGAUGUUGAUGACGACUGUGAGUUUUUCGACUGUCGGUCAACUUGCGACGUGAAGACGCAUCGAUGCUCUAAUCAGGUAACCAACAGCAAUCUGCAAAUUGUCUGCGAAAAAAUCUUUCUUGGAUGGCGGAUGUCCAAUACGGUUAUGAUUCCUGGUCUUUUAAUGACGCCGCAUACCCCUGCGGAGUUGGCGUCCAUUUUAAGACAGUGUGCAAACCCGAGCAGUGAGUUUGGCAAGUCGCGGAUGGCACCCGACGAGGAAAUCAAGAAGCGCUUGUAUAAUAUCUUGAUCGAGAUCGAGCAGAGCGUCACGAAUGACUUUUACAUGAGUUAACUGCGCUUUCCUCACAUUUCGACAAUCCAUCCAGUCAAUGCACGCACACUACCUAGAUAUAGAACAUUUUUGCAUGCAGUUGCAAAUAACAAUGCUGUUUGAAUAAUUGCGAAGUAAACAAACAAAAUGGCCGACUCGACGUAUCGAAACAAUCAAAAGUAACCACGUCGGCAACAAUUCACCGUAAUGUAAGUAGGUACCUAUUGCAAAUUGUGAUUCACAUAAUAAACUCGUUGAUUAUUACAUUA
Molecule: messenger RNA, 1652 nt
Organism: Dalotia coriaria
Lineage: Eukaryota; Metazoa; Arthropoda; Insecta; Coleoptera; Staphylinidae
Gene: aln
Product: divergent protein kinase domain 1C
Exons: 2
Coding region: 163-1404 (413 amino acids)
Source: RefSeq, a predicted model, not a curated record